Molecule: messenger RNA, 3854 nt
Organism: Cephus cinctus (wheat stem sawfly)
Lineage: Eukaryota; Metazoa; Arthropoda; Insecta; Hymenoptera; Cephidae
Gene: Alg12
Product: probable Dol-P-Man:Man(7)GlcNAc(2)-PP-Dol alpha-1,6-mannosyltransferase
Exons: 8
Coding region: 232-3210 (992 amino acids)
Biological process (GO): protein N-linked glycosylation
Cellular component (GO): endoplasmic reticulum membrane
Molecular function (GO): alpha-1,6-mannosyltransferase activity
Source: RefSeq, a predicted model, not a curated record
AUGGCUAACCCCUGUUCAGGGAUGACUUUCUACACAUCUAGGGAUCUCUGGUUGUUCCACGUUGGCAAGAGGCUCCACUGAAGCAGACGACGAGCCGCUGCCGUUGCAGUCUGUUGCAGUCGAAGAUCUAUAUUUUUCCUGAUAUUCCUUCUCUUUAUUAAUACGUUAUGAAUCUAAUAGCGGGUACGCGUUUUCGGUAAAAAAUAAAUCAGUUAAAUGUAGCGUGAUAUAAUGGAUCAGUUAAUCAUAUUAGUGGCGGCAGUACAUCUUCUGUACUGUCCGUUCACGAAAGUCGAAGAAAGCUUCAAUGUUCAGGCAAUGCACGACAUCUUAUACCACGGCUUUAACCUUACGCAGUAUGAUCAUCAUGAGUUUCCUGGAGUCGUGCCAAGAACCUUUUUGGGACCAAUUUUAAUAUCAGGCAUUGCAUCGCCCAUAGUUGCAAUCAUUGACCACUUCAACCUUAGUAAAUUUUGUGCUCAAUAUGUGGUUAGAGCAAUUUUGGGUUUAUUGGCAAUCACAACUUUCAGGAUGUACCGAAUAGCUUUGCAAUCAAUAUUUGGACUCCAAUUUACAAAAUGGUUUGUGGCUAUUACUGUAACACAAUACCAUUUUAUGUAUUAUCUUAGCAGGCCUUUACCAAACAUUAUGGCUAUGCCACUAGUGCUCUUGGCCUUAUUUGGAUGGUUAAGGCGAAGCUAUGUAAUUUUCAUUUGGUCAUCUGCUGCUGCCAUAAUUAUAUUCAGAGCCGAACUAGCGAUGCUUUUGGGUCUAUUUCUAUUAUAUGACAUAGCAAAUAUGAAACUAACGGUACAGAGACUGCUUAAAAUUGCGGUACCAGCUGGUAUAUUUUUCCUAGCACUGACCAUUACGGUAGAUUCCAUCUUUUGGGGACGCUUAUUAUGGCCAGAAGGUGAAGUGUUCUACUUCAAUACAUUUCUCAACAAAAGCAGUCAAUGGGGCACGUCACCAUUCCUCUGGUAUUUCUAUUCCGCUCUGCCACGUGGACUAGCACUUUCUUACAUCUUGAUACCGUUGGGACUAUUUUGGGAUGCCAGAGUGCGUGCACUUACCGUUCCCGGUAUCUUAUUUGUUCUUUUCUUCUCAUUUCUACCACACAAGGAACUGAGAUUUAUCAUAUACGUCUUCCCAUUGUUAAAUGUUAGUGCAGCAGCUGCUUGUCACAGAAUAUGGGAAAAUAGAGCAAAGACAUCAUGGAACAGCUUCUUGGCUUUGGCCGUUCUAGGACAUCUCGCUUUAAAUGCGAUAUUUUCCAUGUUUCUUCUCUGCGUGGCCGGCUCAAACUAUCCUGGUGGCUUAGCCAUCACCAGACUACAUAGACUCGAAAAGGAUGCCCCCCAGCCCGUCUAUGUUCACAUUGAUGUAUUAACAGCGCAAACGGGAGUGUCCAGAUUUACACAAACCAACCGAUCUUGGACCUAUUCCAAGCAAGAGAAUUUAACUAUCGAUGAUCCAGAAAUGUUGAAAUUUACACAUUUACUGAUGGAGGCAAAGAGCAAAUACUCACCAAACAUAAAACCAUAUCUCAAGACACAUGAUAUUUUGGAUUCCGUUGAUGGUUUCUCUCAUAUUGCAUUAAAUUAUAAUAUGAUACCGCCCAUCAGAAUAAAAACAAAGCCAACCAUAUUUAUUAUGAAGAGAAAACCGAAUAUCGAAUAUGAUGCCAAAAAGGUCAUAGCCAAAAGGAAUUUGGAUGAACCAGUUCAGAUUGAUAACAAUGAAAAUUUAAACAAUAAUAUAAUGAUGGAUGAAAGUUUAGAGUAUAUGGAACCGAUAUUUGACGAUAUUGUAGAAUCGUUAGAAGCAUUUGGUAAGCCAUUAGAAAGUACACAAGAAGAUAUAUCAGUAACUGAGUCCAUACCUGAUACGGUAAUAGAUAUUGAUAGAGAAAAAGAAAUGAAUAAUUUGUCCAUAGAGGUGGAUAUUGACGAGUCUUCAAAUAUACCUAUAAAUGAUAAAGAUUUUAGUAACGUCCCAGAACCGUCAUUGGAAAUAAGCAAGGAGCAAAUAAAUUCUAUUAAAAUGGAUGAAAACGACAACGAUGGAAGAUCUAAAGAGUUGAAAAUCGAAGAAACUCAAGACAUAGAAUCAGAUUUGGAGGAUACGACAAGAGUUCACAGUGCCCAAGCAGAGAUUGAUCAUGAAGUGGAUAAGCAAGAAACUGUCAGUGUUAAAGAGGCAGUAAAGAAAUUGAUUCAAGAAAAAAUGGAGGAAGUCAAGUCAAAAAAGAAUUUAAUGAAUGACACGGAAGAUAACUUGAUAGUUGGCAAACAUGACGUAAAGUUAAAAAAGAAAGUUACAACAGAAAAAGUUGAUGUAUCGAAACCAACAAAAGCAGGACUUAAUAAAGAUUCUAAAGAUUCUCUAACGGAGAGACAUAAGCGUAGUAAACAAAGAGUGUUACACGUUAAAGAUAGCAUAAGAAAUAUUAUUAAUCAAUUUAAGGAAUUCGAAAAAGAUUUAGCGUCAGAAGAUCCUGAAAAUUUGAGGAGGUGGUCGGAUGAUGAAUUCAGCGAUUACUCCGCAGAAAUUGAAGAGGUAGGAGCGGUCUCUUUGGAGGAGAAUAUAAACGAAAUGGAUAGAUUUAUUGUAGAGACUCAAGAUCCAAAUAUCUUGAAAGAUGCCAAAGAAAAUCUCAAAGAGAUUAUAGAUCAAUUUAAGGAAUUGAAAAAUGAAUUGACAUCGGAAGAGGAUGAUCAAUUUGACAAGAUAUCUGCUGAUUACAUGAAUAGACCCAUAUCGGAGACUUUAAUGCUAUUUAGUGAAGCACUGAAGGAUUUAGUUCAAAAAAGAAAAAUAAAAGCCACUAAAUUAACCUUAGAAAUUAGCGAUAAAGUCGAUAACAACGAUGUAUUGCCAUCGGAAAAUGUUAAAGUUGUAUCACAGUUGCCAAAAAAGACAAAGUUGAAGCAAGAUAGUGUUAAAGGAAAAAAGUCUUCGAAAGUAGAAAAAGUUAAAUCAAAACCUCUUCAUGAUACGAUUGUACCAGAUAGUUUAACAGUAAAUAUAGUAGAAUCUUCCAGGAAAGUUGAUCCUGGUGAUAUUCGUGUUUCAUUCAUUGAAAAUGAAUUUCAAAAUUCUCAAGAGUUUAGUAGUAACAUUAUAAAUGAUGUUGUAGUAGGGGAUAGAGUUUCUAAUGAAAAUUUUGAAAAGUCACAAGGAAGUGGCAAAGGUAGUGUGAAUGUUUGAGUGUUUUUAGCAGUAAUGGACUGUUUUUUAAAUCAAACACGUCAACAUAUUACAUAAUAGUUACAUUGUAAAUAUGUUUCUCUCUGUGAUACCAACAAAAUUGUAUCUCUUGCUUGUUGCUUGCUCGGUACCAACAUGGAAGGUGAUAGGCAUUAUUUUUUCUUUCUUUUUUUUUCACAAGAGGAGUACAUGAUAUUACGCUUAUCGGACAUUGCAUUUCUAAACAUAUAUGCGUUUAAUUAUAUGAAUCACAUUAAUUUAGCAUUGUUAUUUUAUAUCACGUUACAUCACAACUCUAAAAUUCAGAUACCGAAGAUGACGAGUAAUUAUUAUUUUCAUUAGAGCUUUUUAUAUGCAUUUCAUUGUUGGAUUGAACUAACAAGUUCUUGAUACUAAUUUCCAUUCCGACAGAAAUCUUUGUAUUUCCCAUAAUCAUAUAACUUAAAAUAUUAUUCAGCAUAUAAUUCCUGUCUGAAGGAAAAUACACUAAAAAAACAGUCCUUUUUUCAAUGUUGGUACUUGCCAGGCUAACUUAAAAGUGCCUUAAAAAAUUAUCUUCCUAAAUCCUGUAUAUUGUAUUGCGUAAGAUAUAUACGAAAUAUGUAUCAUUGUUUUACAAAAAGUAAAGACAUUUAUGGUUUUCA